AGCCUCCAGGUGGCGCUGCUGCUGUAACAGUAAGCUUAUUAGAGGCGAAGGAAAAGCAGCUGCCCGGUGUUUCCGGUGAAGAUUGAUGACGCGACUCCGAGUUUCAGCCGCUGUUUGGAAGAAGUAAUCCAGAGACGGAAGUGCAUCCUUCACCAGUCAGCUGACCUGCUGACUCGCUGAGUGCACUCAGUUGAGGGGUUUCCCUCAACACACUGUUGAACACACACACGGAUCCACUCAGACGUCAUCAUGGUGUUAGCCGACCUAGGGAGGAAGAUCACCUCGGCGCUGAGGUCCCUCAGCAACGCCACCAUCAUCAAUGAAGAGGUGCUGAAUGCUAUGUUGAAGGAGGUGUGUGCAGCUCUGCUGGAGGCUGAUGUCAACAUCAAACUGGUCAAACAGCUACGAGAGAACGUGAAGUCUGCCAUAGAUCUGGAGGAGAUGGCCUCAGGUCUGAACAAGAGGAGGAUGAUCCAACAUGCCGUCUUCAAAGAGCUCGUCAAGCUGGUCGACCCCGGUGUGAAGGCCUGGACCCCGACUAAAGGGAAGAACAACGUCAUCAUGUUUGUUGGUCUUCAGGGAAGUGGGAAAACCACAACCUGCUCCAAGUUGGCGUAUUACUACCAAAGGAAAGGCUGGAAGACGUGUCUGAUCUGUGCUGACACCUUCAGAGCCGGUGCCUUCGAUCAGCUCAAACAAAAUGCCACCAAAGCCAGAAUCCCCUUCUAUGGCAGUUACACAGAGAUGGACCCGGUGGUGAUCGCCUACGAGGGCGUGGACAAGUUCAAAAAUGAGAACUUUGAGAUCAUCAUCGUGGACACGAGUGGACGGCACAAACAGGAAGACUCGCUGUUUGAAGAAAUGUUACAAGUUUCCAAUGCUGUGCAACCAGACAACAUUGUGUACGUGAUGGAUGCGUCCAUCGGACAGGCCUGCGAGUCUCAGGCCAAAGCCUUCAAGGACAAAGUGGACGUGGCGUCAGUGAUCGUCACCAAACUUGACGGACACGCCAAAGGAGGAGGAGCUCUGAGCGCUGUGGCGGCCACCAGGAGUCCCAUUAUCUUCAUCGGGACAGGAGAACACAUCGACGACUUCGAGCCAUUUAAGACGCAGCCAUUCAUCAGCAAACUGCUUGGGAUGGGAGAUAUCGAAGGAUUGAUCGACAGAGUGAACGAGCUCAAACUAGACGAUAACGAGGAGCUGAUCGACAAACUCAAACACGGCCAGUUCACCCUCAGAGACAUGUAUGAGCAGUUUCAGAACAUCAUGAAGAUGGGACCCUUUGGACAGAUCAUGGGGAUGAUUCCUGGCUUCGGUACGGACUUCAUGAGUAAAGGAAAUGAACAGGAAUCAAUGUCCAGACUGAAGAAACUCAUGACCAUCAUGGACAGCAUGAAUGACCAGGAACUGGACAGUAAGGACGGGGCCAAGCUGUUCAGUAAGCAGCCAAACAGGAUCCAGAGGGUGGCCAGAGGGUCCGGUGUGGCCACCAGAGACGUCCAGGAGCUCCUCACUCAGUACACCAAGUUCGCCCAGAUGGUGAAGAAGAUGGGGGGCAUCAAAGGACUGUUUAAAGGAGGAGACAUGUCCAAGAACGUAAACCCGUCUCAGAUGGCCAAACUCAACCAGCAGAUGGCCAAAAUGAUGGACCCCCGAGUCCUGCACCACAUGGGUGGGAUGGCUGGUCUUCAGUCUAUGAUGCGUCAGUUCCAGCAGGGAGCCGCUGGAAACAUGAAAGGCAUGAUGGGAUUCAACAACAUGUGACCACCGACCAAUCACCAAUAGUCAAUGUGCUGCCUCCUGAUGGACACAGGUGGAAGGGGCAGGGCUUAAAGAGACAGGAAGUGGAGAUGGAUGAAAUAAAGGUCGUGAUUCUUCAACGAUUUGUGCUUUUAGAAAAACACCAGAAGUACAAAAAGGACUAUUUAAAGGAGCAGUUACACAUGAAAACCUUAACUCUGAUUCUUCUGAAAGCGCUGCUCCUGUAAAUGAAGGGGAGGAGCCUCGUUAAGUUAAUUCUGUAUUAUGUUUCUGUCAAAGCUUUAAGAGCAGAGUGAGUCCUGAUUGGACAAGAUGAUGAUGUUAGUUAGCGACAAUAUUUGUCAAACAAUAAACAUUUGUAUUGAAACAUU
Messenger RNA from Platichthys flesus (European flounder), 2132 nucleotides. RefSeq names its product signal recognition particle 54 (gene srp54). Gene Ontology annotation, biological process: SRP-dependent cotranslational protein targeting to membrane, translocation; SRP-dependent cotranslational protein targeting to membrane. The transcript has 17 exons. Gene Ontology annotation, cellular component: cytosol; signal recognition particle, endoplasmic reticulum targeting. The coding region runs from base 250 to 1764 and encodes 504 amino acids. Lineage: Eukaryota; Metazoa; Chordata; Actinopteri; Pleuronectiformes; Pleuronectidae. Gene Ontology annotation, molecular function: ATP hydrolysis activity; endoplasmic reticulum signal sequence receptor activity; GTPase activity. The record is from RefSeq and is a predicted model, not a curated record.